Laccaria bicolor S238N-H82 is the source of this 1791-nucleotide messenger RNA. RefSeq lists its product as uncharacterized. Gene Ontology annotation, biological process: L-histidine biosynthetic process. The record is from RefSeq and is a predicted model, not a curated record. The transcript is spliced from 2 exons. NCBI's taxonomy places the organism in Eukaryota, Fungi, Basidiomycota, Agaricomycetes, Agaricales, Hydnangiaceae. The coding region runs from base 1 to 1665 and encodes 554 amino acids. Gene Ontology annotation, molecular function: oxo-acid-lyase activity; imidazoleglycerol-phosphate synthase activity.
AUGGGUCUAUAUCUUUUGGACUACGGCGCAGGAAACGUCCAAAGUCUCGCCAAUUCGCUCACAAAACUUGGCUAUAAGUUCACAUGGAUAUCCGAUCCCACCGACUUCAACAAGGCUACCAGCCUCAUCUUCCCUGGCGUUGGCGCGUUUGAGACCGCCCUCGGCUUUUUGAAUGCUCGUGGACUUCUUGAACCUCUACGUGAAUAUAUCCGUUCUGGAAAACCCUACUUUGGAAUUUGCAUCGGGAUGCAAAUACUCUUUCGCUCAUCGGCCGAAUCGUCCUCUGAAGGAUUAGGCGUUAUCCCUUGCCCAAUCGAGCGCUUCGACGAUGAAGACAAGACGGUUCCCCACAUCGGGUGGAAUGCCGCAGAUCUUGUGAAUGUCCAACAAGACGCGGAAGGCGUCAAUGGUUCUUCAUACUAUUAUUUCGUCCAUUCGUACCGUGCAAGGUACAACCCUACAGAAUACCCGGAAGCUAUGCAUUGGGCUCAUACCACCACGCAAUAUGGAAUGGAAAUUUUUAUAUCUUCCGUUCGAAAAGGCAAUGUUUUCGGCACACAGUUCCACCCGGAAAAGUCAGGCGCAGCUGGGCUUCAACUUCUUGAGGAAUGGCUUCGUAAACCAGAGUCAGCUCACACAUCCGCACCUUCCACCGCACUCAUCACACGUCUCCCUAAGCCAGUUCAUCGGCUCACCAAGCGUAUCGUUGCUUGCAUGGAUGUUCGCGCUAAUGACCAGGGGGACCUUGUCGUUACGAAGGGUGACCAAUACGAUGUUCGAGACAAGACAAAUCUUACCCCGGGCUCCACGACUGCCCAAACGGCGGGGGAAGUACGCAAUCUAGGGAAACCGGUUGCUCUCGCGGCACGUUACUACGAGUCUGGGGCAGAUGAACUUUGUCUGCUCAAUAUCACCUCUUUCCGCCAUUCUCCACUGCAAGAUCAACCAAUGCUCGCCGUUGUCCGAGCUGCCGCAGAGUGCGUCUUUGUGCCGUUAACCAUUGGCGGUGGUAUCAAAGACACUGUCGAUCCUGAUGGAACAAAACGAAGCGCACUGGAAGUAGCAGGAGCAUAUUUCCGCGCAGGUGCAGACAAAGUAAGUAUUGGAUCAGAAGCGGUCUAUGCUGUAGAACGGCUCCUCGCAGCUGGGAAACUCGACGGCACCAGCGCGAUUGAGACAAUCGCUCAUGCAUAUGGUCGACAGGCCGUGGUUGUCUCCAUUGACCCUCGACGCACAUAUGUAGAUUCUACCACAUAUGACGGGCCACACAAGUCUGAAGUCAUUGUGGGUUCUCAAGGUUAUGAAGGGAAGGCUUGGUGGUACCAAUGCACCGUUUCUGGGGGUCGCGAGCUACGUCCGCUUUCUGUUGUGCAACUCGCCCAAGGUGUGGAGAAGCUGGGGGCCGGCGAGAUCCUCAUCAACAGCAUAGAUCGUGAUGGCACGGGGCUGGGAUUCGAUCUGGAUUUGUUAAGGGUGGUGAAGCGGAGCGUGAAGAUUCCAUUGAUUGCCAGUAGCGGCGCUGGUUCUGCAUCGCACUUUGUCGAAGUUUUUGAGCAAACCGAUGUGGAGGCUGCUUUGGCUGCUGGCAUCUUUCAUAGGGGAGAGGUUGGAAUCAAGGAGGUCAAGGAGGCGAUGAAGGGUGCGAGUCUAAACGUUAGAGAUUGAGUAGAAGAAACAAAAAAUAUAUUCAUGUUGUACAAGGUUGGCACAAACGCACGAGAGGGGAGGUACAGGUGUAUGAUAUCCCGGGUUAUUGUAAACCGAUAUGGUAUCGCCAAGGGAAAGGCGUAG